UUCUUUGUUGUAUUGAAAAACUUUAAAUAAAUAUUGUUCGAGUUUUGAGUAUCAUACCGUAUUAUUAUUUUUCGCUUUAUUAACUGAACGGGUUGCUGGAAGUGCUUCCGAAGCUAAAUCGCGACAGGUUCAAAAACGGGUGAUGGGACGGAAAAAGAGAAAAAAGGAGUUAGUCGGUGAACCGGGGUCGUUAAGACAAGUUGAAAAAGAGUGUAGUGGCGCCUUGCUCCUGAGGACCGAUAAUAGUACGAGAAAAUGAGGACUGUAAUCAUACUUGGUGUUUUGAUGUGUUUAGUUCUUAUUCAAGCCAAGCCUCAUCAUCAUGGAUCAACAGAUCCCAGUGGUGGAUUUGGGGGUGGUUUUGGGGCCGGUUUUGGUUUUGGUGGUAUCGUAGCUGGUGGAUUUGGAACUUCGAGUGAUAAAGUUGGUACUGCAACUGCUGCUACAGCUUCAGCAGGAUUGAUGAAAAGUGCAAAUUUUGUUAAAAAAGGGGCUGAUUGCAAUUGGAGAAACAGACAAACUACUACGACCACAACGACGACUACUACAGAAGCUUCAGCUUAAUAAUUAUUAUUGCAACUAUAGGGUGUAAAAAACAAUUCGAUAAAUAUAUGUUGUAACACUGUG
Tribolium madens (black flour beetle) is the source of this 627-nucleotide messenger RNA. RefSeq lists its product as uncharacterized. Lineage: Eukaryota; Metazoa; Arthropoda; Insecta; Coleoptera; Tenebrionidae. The transcript is spliced from 5 exons. Bases 256 to 564 code for a protein of 102 amino acids. The record is from RefSeq and is a predicted model, not a curated record.